AUGCCCCAACGUCACGUCGUGCAGAUGUCCACCAGCCACGCCACCUACGGGGUCUGCGUGCUGGGGACCGAGGUCUUCCUCGACACGCGCCGAUCCACUCCCAAAGGUGCCACGUCAUUCGACGUCCACGCCACCUCUGCGGUUACAGUCCACAUCAUCCACAGCCCCACGACAAAACCCAUGGCCAACUCCAGGUGGCCCCUGGAUCCUGAUAUAGAGGUGGUCGUGACCAUUGAUGUCACCAGCAGGAGCGUCAAUGACAACAAGGUGAAGAUUUCAUACUAUGGACGGGAGGGCAACGAGCUCUCGGUGGCUUGGUUGUAUCUCACCUGCGUGGAGAUAUCCUUGGACGUGGACCUGAACCGUAAUGGCAGAGUGAAGAGCAAGGGGAAGGACAAGGCCAAGUGGACGUGGGGUCCUGAUGGGCAAGGUGCUGUGCUGCUGGUCAACUGUGACCGGGACAGCCCCGGGGCAGGGGGGACAGACAGCGGCCAGGCAGACAUACGGACCACUGCAGACCUUCAGGACAUGUCCCUCAUGGUGCUGCGGACUCAAGGGCCCAGUGCUAUCUUCUCAGAGUACCAGGUGGUCCUGCACGUCCCCGAGUCGGAUGCAGAUAAAGUGAGAGUUUUCCAUGCUAUCCGGAGUGACUCAUACCCCCACUACAAACCUGUGUUGGGGCCAGACAAGCUCUCCUACGUGCUGGACCACGCUGGCCAUGGAGAAAACACCUUCUACGUGGAAGGGUUGGCUUUCCCCAACGUGGGCUUCUCUGGGUUGGUCUCCUUCAGUGCCAGCUUGCUGGAGGUCCCCCACAAGAACUCCCUGGGCACCCCAAUUUUCACGGAUACGGUGGUUUUCCGCGUGGCACCCUGGAUAAUGACACCCAACACCCAGCAGCCUAUGGAGGUUUUUGUCUGCAGCAUCCAGUGGGGCUCAGACUCCAAUGAGGUCUUUCUGGAAGGGAUCCGUGGCCUGCUGAGGAAAGCCAACUGCAAGCUGACCAUCUGCUCAGAGGUGGAAACCCGCAGUGACCGCUGGAUCCAGGAUGAGCUGGAGUUUGGCUAUGUGGAAGCACCACACAAGACCUUCCCUGUCGUCUUCGACUCGCCCAGGAACAGAGGCUUGAAGGACUUUGCUUUUAAAAAGAUCCUGGGCCCAGAUUUUGGCUACGUGACCUGUGAGCCCCCCGGGAGAGCUGUCACCAGCCUCGACUCCUUUGGCAACCUGGACGUCAGCCCGCCGGUGACGGUGCGAGGGAAGGAGUAUCCCCUGGGGAGGAUCCUCAUCGGCAGCCCCCUGCCCUGGGCCUCUGGCCGGCGGAUGUCCAAGGCCAUCAGGGAUUUUCUUUACGCCCAGAAAGUUCAGGCACCAGUGGAGAUUUACUCGGAGUGGCUGAGCGUGGGCCACGUGGAUGAAUUCCUCACCUUCGUCCCUGCUUAUGAUAGGAAG
This is a messenger RNA of Merops nubicus (carmine bee-eater), 1452 nucleotides long. Its product is annotated as protein-arginine deiminase type-1-like. Gene Ontology annotation, molecular function: calcium ion binding; protein-arginine deiminase activity. Gene Ontology annotation, cellular component: cytoplasm. The annotation marks the transcript as partial. Lineage: Eukaryota; Metazoa; Chordata; Aves; Coraciiformes; Meropidae. The transcript is spliced from 12 exons. The record is from RefSeq and is a predicted model, not a curated record.